AUCCGCACGACCAUCCGCACUGGGGCAAACCGUUUGACCCAGGCCUGGCAUAGGGUGUCCCGGGUCCAGGAUCGCUGGCCUCCGCGCCAAAGCAAUGCCAUCAACUUGCCCACCAUCACGCGCACCCCGGUGGUGAUCACCACGCCCGCGGACCCCCCUGUGUACGCGGAAUCCGUUGCACUGGGUGCUCCCGAAGAGCCCGCUGUGCCCGCGGAACCCGCUGCGCCCGCGGAACCCGCUGCACCCGCGGAACCCGCUGCGCCCGCGGAACCCGCUGCGCCCGCGGAACCCGCUGCGCCCGCAGAGUCAGCCGAGCCUGCCGAGCCCGGGGCGUCCACUGAUGCCGCGGAAUCCGCAGAGUCCCGGGAGCCCGCUGAGGUCGCUGAGUCCCAGGAGCCCGCGGCACCCGCGGAGGCCCCUCAGCCUUCAAGUGGUGAAGUUCGUGAGAGUGAGGACCCCCAAGAUGAGACCGAAAUUUCCAACAUCAGCUGUGGCAUCUGCUGCUACCACCGCCUGCAACUUCGACUCCACCGUAGUAGCGGAGGCUUAGUCCGCGCGGCGCUGCACUGGGAUUCUCGCGGUCUGGUUCAUCUCCCCUUUGGCAUCUCCUUCUUGGCGGCCAUGAAGCGGCAGAACGUGCGUACCCUGUCCUUGAUCGCCUGUACCUUCACCUACCUGCUGGUGGGUGCCGCGGUGUUCGACGCCCUCGAGUCGGACCAUGAGAUGCGCGAGGAGGAGAAACUUAAAGCAGAAGAGGUCCGCCUCAGAGGCAAGUACAACAUCAGCUCCGAUGACUACCAGCAGCUGGAGCUGGUAAUCCUGCAGUCUGAGCCCCACCGCGCUGGUGUCCAGUGGAAGUUCGCCGGGUCCUUCUACUUCGCUAUCACUGUCAUCACAACUAUCGGAUAUGGACAUGCUGCACCUGGAACCGAUGCUGGCAAGGCCUUCUGUAUGUUCUAUGCUGUGCUGGGUAUCCCUCUGACGCUGGUUAUGUUCCAGAGCCUGGGCGAGCGCAUGAACACCUUCGUGCGCUACCUGCUGAAACGGAUCAAGAAGUGCUGUGGCAUGCGCAACACUGAAGUUUCUAUGGAGAACAUGGUGACCGUCGGCUUCUUUUCUUGCAUGGGCACCCUGUGCCUUGGGGCGGCUGCCUUUUCCCAGUGCGAAGAUUGGAGCUUCUUCCACGCUUACUACUACUGCUUCAUUACACUGACUACUAUAGGGUUCGGCGACUUUGUGGCCCUGCAAUCCAAGGGUGCCCUGCAGAGGAAGCCAUUCUACGUGGCCUUCAGCUUCAUGUAUAUCCUGGUGGGCCUGACCGUCAUCGGUGCCUUCCUCAAUCUUGUGGUCCUGCGAUUCCUGACCAUGAAUACCGAUGAAGAUCUUCUGGAGGGAGAAGUUGCGCAGAUACUUGCUGGAAACCCAAGACGGGUGGUUGUCCGUGUGCCUCAGAGUCGCAAGAGGCACCACCCCAUGUACUUCCUCAGGAAAUACGGCCGAACCCUGUGCUAUCUCUGCUUCCCUGGUGCCAACUGGGGUGAUGAUGAUGACGAUGAUGAUGACGCCGUCGAGAAUGUCGUAGUUACUACUCCUGUUCCUCCUGCUGUUGCUGCUGCUGCUGCUGCUGCUACUCCUGGUCCCAGUACCAGGAAUGUCCGGGCUACAGUCCACUCGGUUUCCUGCAGGGUUGAAGAGAUCCCUCCGGACGUGCUGAGGAACACCUACUUCCGGUCCCCAUUCGGCGCCAUCCCUCCUGGAAUGCACACCUGCGGGGAAAACCACAGGCUGCACAUCCGUCGCAAGUCCAUCUAAGUGUGGGGAGGGAAGUACACGGAAGAAUCAUUUGUCAUGCAGAUGGGACCUAACUGCAUCUUCAAGAGAGGCGCCCAUGGAUGCUGGGUCUCACUGUGAAGCCCAAGCAGGCUUCGGAUUUCUGACCUCUCCCGGGGACCUCUUCCACGAGGGGCGAGUGUCAGCACCCUUUCCCCUAAACACCUAUGGGAAUGGCCCAGCUAUACCUAGACAAAAGGCACAGAGACAUGUUCCUGUAGGGUCCCUUGCCUGCAAAUCUGUUGGGCCAUUUUGGCACCAAGCAGCAACCUCGUGAGUGGCGAUGACCACCACACAGUCUCCUCACUUACUACAGUAGAAGACAUGUCUCACUGUCAUGUCACUGGCCUGCCCUGCCCACCAAGGGGCUAUCAUUUGUUAUCUCUGCCUUAGAGAUGUUUGCUCUGGCAUAUUCUAGAGCACAUUCCUUUCCCUUCCAACUGAUGACAAGUAUCUGCUAUGGCUAUGCCCUUUUGAAGGUAGAGAUGAAACAUCUUAGUCCUUCCUUCAAAGUUUUUGACACCCUGUGGAUUUAGCAAUGUCCUUCACUGGGUUCCUCUGUGUUUGCUUCUCAUGAGUGAACAUACUGAGAAGCAAAUGCCUGAUGGGUCACCCUUGUGUGCAGAGAGUUAGCAAGUGCCCACAGAGGGGAGGGAGGCCUCAGGGUAAAGCAGGUCCAAGCAUGAGUUAUCUGGCUGAAGUAGACAUGGGGUAUUCCAAUGCAAAUCCCUGGAAACAACCCAAAUCCUGGUUUGCAUUGCACUGCUUGCUAUUCAAUUGCACGUGCCUUGGGAGUUGAGUGAGCCAUUAGCAACUGGCCCAGGAGCUAUCCACACAGCAAGGCACUUCAGUGUCUGAGGGUGGGAACAUCUAUAGAUUAUAGAAGCAUGCUGGGAUAUUUCUCCCUGUAGUAGGCGGGGGCUGGUGAUGGGAACAUCACAAGGGGAUCAGGUGGGGCAGUGUCAUUUUCUUGAGGGUGGUAGUGUGGCUGGGAAGAUCAUACACAAUGACACAGACCCUGAACCUUUGGAGGCUGGGAGAGACAAGAACAUCUACUUCUUGCUUCUCUCCCAUGCCCAGAGCAUCUGGGUGUGCUGAAAGAUGCUUGGGGCUGGUAUUUUACACACCUGGGACCAACCUCUGUCCUUUACAGUUGGGUGGUGGAUUUACCCCUCCGUUUCCACGUCUGUUUUCACACUCUGACAUUGGAGGUUCUAAGUUUUCACACGGUGCUUGUGAAAACUACAUGUGAAUGUUUACUGAACACCUGCUUUACUCCCAGGAAAGUAUGUACACUUCGCCCAGCACAGGGCCUCCCUUCACAUCAACUGGUUGUUGCUUUGUGGAGGACCGAACUAUAACUGUAACUCCAGAGCCAUUCUGGUGCAGUGCUGUACAGAUGAAACAUCAAGCACGUCUUGUAUGUGCGAACUCUGCUGCUGGUAGGGGUGUGGGUGGUGGGUAGGGGUGCAGCCAGAGCACUUCUGUUCAGCAGGUGGCUGGCAAGGUUCAGAAACGCUGCAAGACUGGAUCUCCAAGCCCGGCGUCUGCGGAUCCCAGAGGGCUGGUACUGAAGUGUAUGGGUAGGGUGGAGUGGGAAGCUUCAAACACAGAAAAUGAAACAAGGGCAUGCCUUAGAGAGAGGAGAGAGUGGUUUGGAAAAGCAGAGGAAAUCACAUGGGUGGGGCUCACAUUGGGGAGGAGGCUUUGCAUGGAUUCCCAAAGAAGGGGAGAAACUUCCAGGAAUGUACCUAGUGGAUGUGCCAGCUCCUUUUCCUGUAUUAAUGUCAAUGCUAAGAGGGAAACCAUGUGCUUGUUGUUUAAGCCUGUGAUUGUCAUUUCUAACCUUGUAGACAUUUAUCUUCAGGCAUCAUCUUUGUGCCAGUGGAUCCCAGAGGACACAUCCAGGACCAACGGUAGUGAGUUCUCUGGCAUGAAAGGUGGCCAGCAUGCCCAUGCACAUGGCAAAAAAGUGGCUUCCACCUGCACAGGACAAAGGCCUUCUGCUGGACCCUCUCCAAUAACACUGUGUGACCCUGACAGGUGACCCUUCCUGAGAGGUAGACCUGAGAAUGACUUAGAGCAUAGAAACGCUCAGCCAAGGAUGGUUCUGGAAGGAUUGGGGUAGAGCUCUAUACUGCAUAUGUUGCUAUAACUGACCUUCUAGAACACGGGGUUGAGAAUCUGACUCCAAAGGAUACCUUGGUUUUGUCUGAAAUUGUGUGGGGACACAAAGGUGGGUAGUGGGAGGGGUGGGCUUAAUCUUCCCUACCUUCAACAUGCAGACAACUAAUAUGUUGAAGAGCUCUGCCAGAGGUGGGUAGCCUAUGGUCUGGAGGGAUGUGGGAGAAGAUGAAGGACCUUGAGUAAACUUGGUUCAUUUCAAUAGCUUCCCAUUUGAUCCUGAGUCCCGACAUCUUUGGAGGCUCCAAUCCAGUUCUGGAGAUACUUGGUGUCAUAAGAACAUACUUGAUUUGGGGUGUGGGGUGGGGUAAGUGAGGGUGCCUGAAAAUGCGUUGGCUCUGAAAACAGUGUUGAUUUGCCUUUUGCAGUUUGUUAGGCAGUAGGGAGAGGGGCCUCUAGGCAUCUUCCUAAGAGCCAGUCCUUCUUUCCUUUUCUUCCUUAGAUACAGUUGGGUCACAGGGCCUUGGCAAAUCAUUUCUCAUUUCCUCUAUAGAAGAUAGAACGGCCAGGCCAGAAGCAGGUAUCUCUUAGAUACACACUGGUACAGAAGAGAUGCAACCCAUGUCACCCCACUCUAGACUCCUUGCUGACAUUUUGGUGGUAGAGGUCAGAGGAGAGACAAGGUCAAGUCAUUUCAAGACGAGGUGCCUAAGAAUAGGCCAAUUACCCUUCCCUAGAAACUUACCCUUUCCUAGGUUGAGCUGUACUGUGAAUUUCUUAUUGAGAAAUUGGACGGUACCUGGUUAUCAUCCAUCCCAUGGGCUCCCCCAGCCCCCACAAACAAUGGCAUAGCUGUGGGUACAACAGUCACCACAGUCAACCAAAGCCCUUCUUCUCCUAAAGGGUUCUUACUACACUUUACCUAGAGAGCACGACAGAGUUCCAGAUGUGAGCUGCAGCUCUGGGGACAUUUGUGUGCAGUACUACCUGAUGCCCACACACUGGUUCCACCUUCUCUCACAGAUCAGGUGGAGCAACAAGGAUUGCCCUCUCUGGUCCCACGAGGCCGAGUUCACUGGACCGAAUGUGGUCUACAGUGUGUGAGCGGUUGCUGUAGGUUUAAGGAGUAGAGAUAGGAACUAGAGCAUGCCUGUACAACUGUUUUCAUUUCUUCAAGCUGGAACUUUAGAAGUUGGGUAGAAAAAUAAAAAUCAAAUGAAAUGGGGAAAAUGCAGUGAGCGGGAACCCAGUGAAGCAGAACCCACAAUUAACAAGAUUUCUCUAUAAUUUGAUGGCUCUUCAGAGAACAUAUUCCAGAAAAGGGCUAAUUAUACAUUUGUUUAUUCAGGCCACAAAUAGCAUUUUGACAGCUGGUUUGGGGUUGGGAAGGCCCUUCUGAGGUCAUCUCAGCCUAUCUUCUGCCUUAUCAGAAACCUCCACCACAUGAACACUGCAUUGAGUGGCAGACACUGUGAAUCCCGCUGAGUAGAAAUUGCAUAAGAUGUCAGACCAGGAGCGUAGGGAGAAAUCUGGGGUAUUUUGUUAUUUUCUCCUGUGUUGAUAGAAGGGUUUACAAUUACACACAGAAGACAAGGAACAAGGAGUGUUGAAGACGAACUGAAUUUUUACCACACAGUUGAUAAGUGGCGAAGGUGGCCUUCUAGCCUAUCCCAGCAGAUCAAGAAGUGGUAGAACAUUCCCCUUAUAGCUGUACAGUCUUAACCUCAGUCCAGUGUGUAUCUAUGUACCUCAUGACAACAAAACCAGCCAAAAAGCAAAAAUCAAAAUGUCUAUCAUUUGUGACCCCUGGCAUGGACGGGAAGUUUGAAUUAGUGUCAAAUACAUCGAUGUUAAAAAUAAUUAGCAUGUAUUCGCAGGGCUCAUUGAAAGGUCUGGGGUGGGGAGGUGGGGACAUGGGAAUGUGGGCCUUCAUGUAAUUGUGUGUGUGUGUAUGUGUGUGUAUGUCUGUGUGUGUAUGUGUCUGUGUGUCUCUGUGUGUGUGUGUGUGUGUGUCUCUGUGUUUAAGGGAAACACCCAGAGAGAAAGAGAGACAGAAAAAGAGAGAAAGAGACAGAAGGAGACACACACACACACACACACACACACACACAGAGAGAGAGAGAGAGAGAGAGAGAGAGAGAGAGAGAGAGAGAGAGAGAGCGAGAGAUGGGAGAGAGAGAGAGAGAGAGAGAGAGAGAGAGAGAGAGAGAGAGAGAGCAUACAUAUACACAGAUAUACACAGUCACUUGGUAUCUUCGGAUCUAUGUGCUUUGUUUCUUUUGUAGUUUUGGGAAGUCGCAUUAUUGGGUGUUUUUGUGUGGUAUGGUACAGGGUAGUACCUGGGUUUGGUUCUAAAAGUGAAGCUGCCAAAACCUGGCUAGAAUGACCUCAUGGAAAUGGCGAUGAAGACCUGGAGAGUUCUACAGGAAAUGGGGUUGAAGUAUUCUCUAGCCAGUGCUACUUUCCAGGAAGGUGCCAUAGUGUAUCCUGAGCCCUGCGGGUGGGACUCUACCUUUUUUUCCUAUGGUUGGUGGGUAUGACAGGUCCAACACACAUAGCAGGCCUUCGGUGGAACCCUGCACCAAAAGAGGCAACACCAGCGGCCAUCCCUGCCCAACUACAGAGUCAUCUGCCCUCCUGUGUGUGUCCUGUAUUCAUCCUCGCUGCCUGCUCAGCCUUCGGGAGAGAGCACCUUCACAAAUGGCCUUAGAACAACAACCAUCAAGUGAAUAUCAGAUGUAUUUAUUAUGUAGCUUACCUGAAAAGAUGAACAAGCAUACCAGUAUCACCAAUGUUUACACAUCUUAGCCAUCUAGCUCAUGUAAAAUAUGUAUCUGAUGCAGGGACUACAUCUCUCUCUCUCUCUCUUUUUUUUUAAUUUUCUUUUUGUACCAAAUGUAGUAAACAAGCUGUAUAUAUUUUACAUGUCUUUAGAGGAAAAUCAUCUGCUGUUGUAGCGUUGUAAACUAUUGCACUUUUCUAUUUUUUUUUAAUUAAAGUCUCUGGCAUGUUC
Messenger RNA from Rattus norvegicus (Norway rat), 6967 nucleotides. It is a transcript of the gene Kcnk9, whose product is annotated as potassium two pore domain channel subfamily K member 9. Gene Ontology annotation, molecular function: potassium channel activity; voltage-gated potassium channel activity; protein heterodimerization activity. The record is from RefSeq and is a predicted model, not a curated record. Lineage: Eukaryota; Metazoa; Chordata; Mammalia; Rodentia; Muridae. Gene Ontology annotation, biological process: cellular response to acidic pH; visual perception; regulation of action potential firing rate. Gene Ontology annotation, cellular component: dendrite; plasma membrane; membrane.